This is a messenger RNA of Talpa occidentalis (Iberian mole), 2811 nucleotides long. RefSeq names its product ribonuclease/angiogenin inhibitor 1 (gene RNH1). The transcript has 10 exons. Gene Ontology annotation, cellular component: cytoplasm. Gene Ontology annotation, molecular function: protein binding. Lineage: Eukaryota; Metazoa; Chordata; Mammalia; Eulipotyphla; Talpidae. Bases 200 to 1570 code for a protein of 456 amino acids. The record is from RefSeq and is a predicted model, not a curated record.
CGGCCGCCCAGGACACGGUGCGGGAGGUUGGCGCUUCUGUGGACACACCCGUGAGGGCCAGCCUCUGGGCCUGUCUCCCCACCUUCUGCUGGCCCCUGGGCAGUGGUCCCACCCCCUGCGGUGCUCUGGGGCCUCCUGGGGCCUCCUGGGGCGUGGGCCUGCGGCCUUCCUGUCCUGGGAGCGUGCCUCCUCACCCGCCAUGAGUCUGGACGUGCACUGCCAGCAGCUGAGUGCCGCGCAGUGGGCAGAGCUGGUCCCUCAGCUCCAGCAGCACCAGGCGGUCAGGCUGGAAGACUGUGGCCUCACCGAGGCCCACUGCCAGGACAUCAGUGCCGCCCUUCGGGCCAACCCCUCCCUGGCUGAGCUCAGCCUUCGCUACAAUGAGCUGGGGGACGCCGGCGUGCGCCAGCUGCUCCUGGCACUGCAGAGUCCCACCUGCAUGGUCCAGAAGCUCAACCUGCAGAGCUGCUCCCUGACGGAGGCCAGCUGCAGGGUCCUGCCCGCGGCCCUGCGCUCCAUGCCCAGCCUGCGGAAGUUGGACCUCAGCGACAACAAGCUGGGGGACGCGGGCCUGCAGCUGCUCUGCGAGGGGUUCCUGGACCCUCAGUGCCGCCUGGAGAAGCUGCACUUGCAGUGCUGUGACCUGACGGCCGCCAGCUGCGAGCGCCUGGUCUCGGCGAUGGGGACCAAGCCUGGCUUCCGGGAGCUGGUGCUGACCCACAACCAGAUCGGCGAGGCAGGGGCCCGGGCGCUGUGCCGUGGCCUGGCCGCCGCCCCCUGCCAGCUCGAGUUGCUCAAUCUGGAGAGCUGUGGCCUGACCUCAAGCAACUGUGAGGACGUGGGUGCCCUUGUGGACUCCAAAGCCUCCUUGUGCCACCUGGACCUGAGCAACAACCCGCUGGGCGACGCGGGCAUCGCGCAGCUGUGCUCGGCGCUGCUGGGCCCCAGCUCCCAGAUCAAGACCUUGUGGCUCUGGGAGUGCGACCUCACGGCCGAGGGCUGCAGGGAGGUCUGCCGUGUGCUCAGGGCCAAGAAGAGCCUGAAGGAGCUCAGCCUGGCGGACAAUGCGCUGGGGGAUGAGGGUGUGCGGCUGCUGUGUGAGAGCCUGCUGGACCCCGGCUGCCAGCUCGAGUCCCUGUGGGUAAAGACCUGUGGCCUCACGGCCGCCUCCUGCCAGCACCUGAGCUCGAUGCUGACCAAGAACCAGCACCUCCGGGAGCUGCAGCUGAGCCGAAACCCGCUGGGCAACGCCGGCGUCCAGCUGCUCUGCCAGGGCCUGAGCCAGCCGGACACCAAGCUGCAGACCCUCUGGCUGUCGGACUGCGAGGUGACGGACAGCAGCUGCGGCAGCUUUGCCUCCCUCCUGCUGGCCAACCGCAGCCUGCGUGAGCUGGACCUCAGCAACAACGGCCUGGGGGACCCGGGCGUCCUGCAGCUGCUGGGCAGCCUGGAGCAGCCCGAGUGCAGCCUGACCCAGAUGGUCCUGUACGACAUCUACUGGACGGAGGCCGUAGAGGACCGCCUGCAAGCCCUGGAGGAGAGCAAGCCAGGCCUGAAGAUCAUCUACUGACGCGCGCCCUGCCCCACCCCCCACGCAUUCUCUGGGUGUCCUGGUUCUGAAGGGAAACACUCACAGCCCAACUGCGGAAAUUCACUUUUAUAUCAUUAAAGCACUUUCUGACAGGAAGGGCCCCUCCUUCAUCUGAGGUACCAGCUUGGAAGGGCACCCCAAGAGCUGCUGGGAACCCACAGCUGCAGGCCCCACCUGCAGAGGCUGGCUCCCUCGGGGUGGGAGUGGGGUCCACCUGGCUCUGCAGCCCAGGGCCACCAUGUGACACUGCCGGGGGCAGCACCCAGAGCCCUCUGGGCAGAGACCAGGGCGCACCCAAGGGCGACGGCGCCACCUCUCAGCAGGGCACCAUCUCCCCACUCAGGGUGGAGGGUAGUUGAGAGUGAUCGGGACCUUCAAAGGGCCUGGGCAGAGCCCCAGUCUGUGCCAUGAGCCCUCGUGUCCCUGCUGUGCUUCCUAAUGCAGCUCCUGGACGCAGGAAGGAAGGUGCCAGAGCACGUGUGUGCGCAGGAGGAAUGUGGGGCAGGGGCGAGUAUGUGUCAGGGGGCAUGUGGCGGUGUUGGGUGCUCUGGUCUUUUCUGGAAACCUCUUCAAAGGAGGAGGCAACAAGGGAAACAAGGCUCUUCUGAGGCCAGGAGCCCCGGCUGUGGGGGCAGGGACCUCAGCCGGGUGGCGGGGUCUGGAAAUCCGGGCACUUGUGUGUCUGGAGCUGGUCCUGGGCAGGAUGGGCAUCUCCCCCAGCCUGUCCCCUCCGUAGGCAGGCCCCCAAGUGGCUGCCUGCCUGUGGCUGCCCCUGGGGUGGGGGAGGCGAGGGAGCCUCAAAGUGGGGGUGUGCCUUCUCCUGGCUGUACUCGUUCCUCUGGCUCCUGGAGGAGACCCCCACACGGGCUGGAGACCCCCAAAGCCCUCCUGACCUCAGGCACUGGCAGCGGCCUCUCAACCUGCGUGGGCUGCUCUGGGGUGGUAGGGUGACUGGUAGCCCAAGGAGUGGAGAAGGGGGUGCCUUUGAGGGGUGCUCAGCGUGGACCUGGUCUUGGGGAAGCCGACCCUGCUAGUGGGCAGCUCAGAUGCAUGUGCCGGGUGCCCCUGACGGAGGUGGCCGGUCGCUGGGGACAACACCCUGUGGCCCAGCUGGAGUCGCGAAGGGUGGAGGUGACACGGCCCGGGGUUCCUGGCGGGCCGCUGGCUGAAGGUCACAGGUCACUUGGGUGCUGGCGACCCCUCCCUCGCCGGCGCUGGCC